CCUUCCUGGUCCUGCCACAUCCUUCUCACACAGCUCGUGGGUACGCAGGGAGGGAAAUGGAUCUCCCUUGCCGGGGCCAUGGUGUGUAGGACUUCAGGGGGAGACGUGGACCUCUCACAGAGGUGUGGAUGUUUGUGUCCUGCCUUGGUGGAAUGUAGGACCUUGCUGCUGAUGUCUCAGGCUCUGGGAAGAUGGAUAGACCGGGGGUUGGCAGAGUAUUCAGACUCCUGGGUCCUUGGAUGCCCCGGAGAUCAAGAUGGACAGUUCCUGCUGAGGAAGCCCGAGGAGAAAGCAGGAAGGAAACAUUAGAGAGUAUCAGAGAGCCCUCUCUGUCCAGCUAUACGGGAGGACCACACUUUUUUGAAUAUCUCUUUGUGGUUUCUUUGAAAAGAACCCAUUCGGGGGAUGAUUAUGAACCUACAAUAACCUACCAGUUCCCAAAGCGAGAGAAUCUGCUCCGGGGCCAGCAGGAGGAAGAGGAACGAUUGCACGGGGCCAUUCCUCUGUUCUGUUUCCCUGAUGGCAACGAGUGGGCACCCCUCACAGAUUACCCCAGGGAGACAUUUUCUUUCGUUCUAACCAACGUGGAUGGGACCAGGAAGAUUGGCUACUGCAGGCGACUCUUGCCCGCUGGCCCCGGCCCCCGGCUCCCGAUCGUGUACUGUAUCAUCAGCUGCAUCGGCUGCUUCGGCUUGUUCUCCAAGAUCCUGGAUGAGGUGGAAAAGCGGCACCAGAUCUCCAUGGCCGUGAUCUAUCCAUUCAUGCAGGGUCUCCGGGAGUCUGCCUUCCCCGCUCCUGGGAAGACGGUCACCCUCAAGAGCUUCAUCCCUGACUCUGGCACGGAGUUCAUCUCCCUGACGCGACCCUUGGACUCCCGCCUGGAGCAUGUGGAUCUCCGAUCCCUGUUGGGAUGCCUUAACCACGAGCAGAUCCUACACAUCUUCGCCUCUGCGGUCCUCGAGAGACGGAUCAUCUUCCUGGCCGAGGACCUCAGCACCCUGUCCCAGUGCAUCCACGCUGCCGCCGCGCUGCUCUACCCCUUCAGCUGGGCCCACACCUACAUCCCUGUGGUCCCCGAGAGCCUUCUGGCCACUGUCUGCUCUCCCACUCCCUUCAUGGUCGGAGUUCAAAAGCGAUUUAUUCAGGAGGUUCUGGACAGCCCUAUGGAAGAGGUUCUUCUGGUGGAUCUGUGUGAAGGCACCUUCUUAAAAUCGGUUGGAGAUGAAGGGGAUGUCUUACCCCCCAAGCUGCAGAAUGAUAUUUUGUCUUCUCUUGCCCAGGGGAAUAAUGACCUGAAGACUUUGGAGCAGGUCAAUGAGCACGUCUCGGGACCCUUUGUGCAGUUCUUCAUCCGGACAGUGGGCCACUAUGCCUCUUACCUCAAGCGGGGGCCAGAUGGGCAAGGCAGCUUCCAGGAGAGACCCUUCUGUAAGGCCCUGCCUUCUAAAACAAGCCGCCGGUUUGUGAAGAAAUUUGUAAAGACGCAACUGUUCUCCCUUUUCAUCCAGGAAGCCGAGAAGAGCAGGACAUCUCACGCAGGAUACUUCCGACAGAAAAUCACUGAAUAUGAGGAACAGAAGAAACAGAAGAAACCAAAGGAAAAGACUGUGAAAUAAGUGGUGUGGGAGGCAGGAGUGCCUCAGCCUGCAGCCCAGCUCUGUCUGGAGUGGACUUGGAGUUUGUCCUGGGCCAGAACUGGCGUGGUCUCAGGACCCCAGCACUGUUAGGUUCAAGGAUGGUUACCUUUGGCAUCCGAGCCCUGUUUCAAGCUGGUACUUGGAGGAUUUUUCUGGGGCCCAGCUUCUUCCUUCCCAAGAAAAAACCCCAGGGCUCUCACUCCUUGUUUUCUGGAAGAGGGUGCCAAACUGGGCAAUGAUUAGGUAAUAGCAGCUGUGACUCCCCUGGACAUUCUCUGUCCUAGAAAUUCUGAACCUGGUGCCUUGCUUCUUUCUUAGGGACUAGUAUUCUCAGUAUCCAGGACCAGAAGCACAGAGAACAGCUUUCACCCAGAGGGCCAGACCCUUAAUAAACCAAACCUGUGAGAAUGUGAAUAAAGGUGGAAACUGCUCCUGUGA
This is a messenger RNA of Antechinus flavipes (yellow-footed antechinus), 2075 nucleotides long. It is a transcript of the gene DENND2D, whose product is annotated as DENN domain containing 2D. The record is from RefSeq and is a predicted model, not a curated record. Lineage: Eukaryota; Metazoa; Chordata; Mammalia; Dasyuromorphia; Dasyuridae. Bases 192 to 1616 code for a protein of 474 amino acids. The transcript is spliced from 12 exons. Gene Ontology annotation, cellular component: nucleoplasm; cytosol.